Molecule: messenger RNA, 258 nt
Organism: Auanema sp. JU1783
Lineage: Eukaryota; Metazoa; Nematoda; Chromadorea; Rhabditida; Rhabditidae
Source: the annotation of a GenBank genome assembly
AUGGACGGCGCUGAUCCUCAAACUUUACGUUUCUUGCAACAAUUACAAGCAGAAACGCAGCGCCAAAAGUUUACUGAGCAGGUUCAUACCCUAACCAGUCGCUGUUGGGAUGUUUGUUUCGGAGACUAUCGCCCACCUAGCAAGAUGGACGGGAAAACUCAGACGUGUAUCCAGAACUGUGUUAACCGUAUGAUUGAUGCUGGAAACUAUAUGGUUGAGCAUUUACAGAAGAUGGAAGGAGGAAAAGGAAUGGUUUAA